Molecule: messenger RNA, 3148 nt
Organism: Pogona vitticeps (central bearded dragon)
Lineage: Eukaryota; Metazoa; Chordata; Lepidosauria; Squamata; Agamidae
Source: RefSeq, a predicted model, not a curated record
CUGUCAGUCUGAUUGCAGCUAGAACAUUUCCUGCUUUGUCAGCGCCACCCCUUUUAAUGUGCUGGUUUCUUUUCCCCUUCUUCCUACAGCUGAGUGAAGAAUCGAUCCUUUCUUACCACUGGCUGUUUCUCCUUUUUCUGCUUCCCCUAACGCAGGAAAAUCUAGUUGCUGCCAUGGAGAUCCAGGAGGUGGACCUCACAGAAAUGACCUCCAUUAUCAAGUCCCAGGUGAUCUUAGAGGUGUCCAGUAAAGUCCAGUCGCUGCUAGAUUCCCUCGAAAUGACCACCCUCGAGAUUGCCGUGACGGGCGAAUCGGGUGCGGGGAAAUCCACCUUCAUUAAUGCUCUGCUGGGGCUCAAAGACGGUGAUCCACGCGCUGCCCCUACGGGUGUCAUUGAGACCACGAACUCACCCACCCCUUACCACCACCCUUGUCUCCCUAGGGUGAGGCUUUGGGACCUCCCCGGGACAGGCACGCCCAGCUUCCAAGCAGAGCAUUACCUGAAGCAGGUGGAAUUUGAGAAAUAUGACUUCUUCAUCAUUUUGGCCUCGGAGCGGUUCCGACAGAACCACGCCGAACUGGCCUGUGCUGUGGCCGCCAUGGGGAAGCGCUUCUAUUUUGUCCGCUCCAAGGUGGACCAAGACCUGCAGGCUUCACGGCGACGAAGGCCGGCUCGUUUCCAGGAGGUCCGAGUGCUGCGGGAGAUAGAGGAUGAUUGCCUCCGCCAACUGAAGAAAGAAGGCUUGGAUUACCCAAAGGUCUUCUUGGUCUCCAGCUUUGAGUUGCACAGAUUUGACUUCCAGCGCCUUCAGGACACUCUGGCUGAGGAGUUAGAAGGCCAUAAGCGCCAUGCCUUGUUGCUUUCUUUCCCCUCCAUCACCACAGAGGCUGUGCAGAAGAAGAAACAUUCGCUGCGCAAACACAUCUGGAAGAAAGCCCUCUUGGCGUGUUUCGUCUCUGCCUUGCCUGGCUGCCCUCUCCACCUUAACAUCCCUCUGCUGAUGAGCACUCUAGACUCGUACCGCAGGAGUUUCGGCUUGGACGAGGCCUCCAUGGAGGCAUUGGCGAUCACAGCCUCGAAGCCCUCUUAUGAACUGAAAAAGCAGGUGUGUUCAACAUUGGGGAAGGACUUCUCGGAGAACUCCGUCCAGGGCAUCCUCAGACAAGCGGCCGUUUAUGGGCAGGUGGCUGCCCAGCUGGUGAAGAACAAGGUGCCCCUUUUGGACAAUUUGGUAGCUGGGGGGAUCUCUUUUGUCGCUGCUUAUUACCUCCUGCACACUGCUCUGGACAGCUUUGCGCAAGAUGCCGAGAGGGUCCUUGUGAGGGCCUACGAUCUGGAGGAUGAAUUCCAGGGCUCGACCUUCUACCCUCCAGAACCUGGAUUCAUCUAUGAUUAAAGAUGGACCACAAAAGCUACCCAAGAUUUUUUUUUGUAAGAAUAAUGGAGGAUAGGUGUUCUGUCUCUCUCUUAUGCUCCAGCCGUCCUCUCCUGCUUCACAUUUGCUUUGCUCCAACCACCCGGGAGAACAGUCUGUGAACUCUGUCCAUCUUCUUCCUUGUUCUACCAAUGGAUCCUUAGAUAACUCUUCGGCGGAGAUCUCCAAGGAGCGAUGCUACACAAUUUGGAAGCAUUUCCUCACAUUCCUAUCAGACAGAGUAUGACUUGAGUAUUGGAAAAGUUGCCUCGUGCCAUGAAAGAUGAACCAAACACUAGGGUUGACGGUCAAGAAUGCAUAUAUGGCUGCCCAAUAGAAUAGAGUGAGGUCUUUCCUCUAUCCUACGAUACCAAAUGGGCUUUGCCUUCACCCCUCACAUCACCGACUAGCCAAAAACAAAAGGAAAAACAACAACAACAACAACCAGGGCAAUAAACAAAAAGCAAAAGAUCUACACAACUCUACCGGAGCCAACUGUGUUUACGUUGGACCUUACAGGUUGAAAGUCUACCAAAAGGUCUGGGAAUUUCCCCUUCACCUGAUCAUUGCAGAGUGGGGUGUGGGGUGUGUGGAGUGAGUUUCCACCAACAUCUCACCUUUAUUAUUAUUUUUUUUUAGGGGACUGAUUUUCUAGAGAAGGUGGAAAUUGUCUUUUUGGAUUGCUGCACCCAGAGUAAUCUGUGCUGGGUGAGGUUCUCUGGAAGUGGUUGCUAAACUUAAGCCGACGUCUCCCCAGCUCUAUAGGUCUCCCAGCAACAGGUUUUGUUGCAAAGAUUAUAACUAUCUUCUGACUUGGUCUUUUUUUCUUUUAAAUGAUUUAAUAGAAAGGAAUCUGAUGGGCAUGGAGUGGGUGCAGAGGAAUGUGAAAACUGGAAUGGUUGGCCAACUGCUGGACAUUCCAUAGAAUGAAUAGGAGUGCUGACUAGCUACUUCUGCUCUUAAGGAACCAUUUGAUGUGUUGCUACGAAAAUGGAUCUUCUGAGUUUGUCUUUCAGAGUCCUUGCUCUCUCUCUCUCUUAGCAUAAGCCUAGCCGGGCCUUGCCCUUCUUGAAUCUGAGGCGGUAUCAGUUUGGAGGAAAGAUUGUGCAAUGGGACAGCAGUAUCCACAGGGGACUUGUUCCAAAUCCCACCCACCCUCCCAUUGAUGUUGGAACUCACAUACGUAGGAACCCUAGAUAUAGUAUAAUCUUUGGUCCCCUCUAGUGUCCAGUUCUGGUUCUACAUCUUAGAAAUGCACAUUUAUAGGGUUUUUAAUUUAAUAUUUUUAAGCAGUGGAUAAGUGAAACCAUGGUUACAGCAGUACUACUACACUUUAGUAGGUCCAGCUUGCUUUUAUAUAUGAAGACUCAUGUGAAUUGGAAGUAUUAUGGGCGGGAUCAGUAGGAGACAAUAUUAAUGGAAGGCAAUGGUUUUACUUGAGAGGAAAAAGAAUCCUGGUGCCCUUUUGAUGUGUGCAUCACAAUCUCUCCCUACACACCAGUUACAUGAGUACCUAUAGCUCCUGGCUAUAAUUUUCAUGUGCUAGAUGGAUUGACCAGCUCAUGUCCUUUUUUAAAGAUGAAUCUACAUUUUCUAACAAACUAUUUUGAUCUCAGAGCUCUAAUGCAGAAAAAUAUAUAUAUUUUUGCCCUUAACUUGACUAACUGGACAAAAUACGGCUUAUAUUUACAAAGUAAAGGAUAUUUCUAUUCAGUAAAAUAUUUAUUCUUCCA